Messenger RNA from Electrophorus electricus (electric eel), 4248 nucleotides. It is a transcript of the gene smu1b, whose product is annotated as SMU1 DNA replication regulator and spliceosomal factor b. The record is from RefSeq and is a predicted model, not a curated record. Gene Ontology annotation, biological process: mRNA splicing, via spliceosome. Lineage: Eukaryota; Metazoa; Chordata; Actinopteri; Gymnotiformes; Gymnotidae. Gene Ontology annotation, molecular function: protein binding.
UACUGGGCGGUCACGGCCACAUCGUGUUCACGUGGUAGCGGAUCAGCACAAGGCGAGCGCCGCUGGUAAAUCUGGGCACAGGCUGCCUGGCUGCCAGACUCUUCCAGCCAUGGACCUGGAGGUGGAAUCCGCCGACGUAAUUCGUCUGAUCAUGCAAUAUCUCAAGGAGAACAACUUGCAUCGCACGCUGGCGACGCUGCAAGAGGAGACGACGGUGUCGCUUCACACCGUUGACAGCAUCGAGAGCUUCAUCGCGGACGUUAACAACGGGCACUGGGAUAUCGUGCUGCUUGCUAUCCAGUAUCUCAAACUUCCUGAUAAGCUACUCAUUGAUCUCUAUGAACAGGUGGUCCUGGAGCUGAUUGAGCUGAAGGAGACGGGAGCUGCCCACUGUCUGCUGGCUCAGACGGACCCUCUGAUCAUGCUGAAACACACCCAGCCUGAGCGAUAUGCCAGGCUGGAAGCCCUGCUCACAGGCCCCAACUUUGACCCGAAGCAGGCUUACCCAGAGGGCAGCAGCAAAGAGAAACGCAGGUUGGCUAUUGCUCAGGCAUUGGCUGGUGAGGUCACUGUGGUCCCACCCUCUCGCCUCAUGGCUCUGCUGGGACAGGGUCGUCUAUGUGAGGGCGCCCUCUACAGGUUACAGGAGACCAAAGCGCUAAGGCAGUUUGGAUCAUUAGCCGUGUUGUCUCUGAAGUGGCAGCAGCACCAGGGUCUUCUGCCUCCGGGAAUGUCCAUCGACCUAUUCAGAGGCAAGGCUGUGAUGAAGGACCUGGAGGGCGAGCGUUUCCCUACUCAGCUCAGCCAUCUCAUUAAGUUUGGUCCAAAGUCCCAUGUUGAGUGUGCACGGUUUACACCAGACGGCCAGUACCUGAUUACGGGCUCUGUAGAUGGCUACAUCGAGGCGUGGGACUUCGAGACGGGUAAAAUUUGUAAGGAUCUGAAGUACCAGGCUGAGGAUAACUUCAUGAAGAUGGACGAGGCAGUGCUUUGUCUGGCAAUGAGUCAUGACUCAGAGAUGGUGGCCUCUGGAGCCCAGGAUGGAAAAAUCCAGCUGUGGAGGAUCCACAACGGUCAGUGCCUGCGCAAAUUCGAGCGUGCCCACAGCAAGGCCGUUACCUCCCUCUCCUUCAGCAGGGACAACAGUCAGCUCCUGAGUGCCUCCUUCGACCACACCAUCAGACUCCAUGGAUUAAAAUCAGGAAAGAUGUUGAAGGAGUUUCAAGGCCACAUCUCUUGUAUAAAUGACAUCAUCUUUUCACACAAUGGCCAAUAUGUCAUCAGCGCCUCAGCAGAUGGUACUGUCAAGAUCUGGAGCAUGAAGACUGUGGAAUGCAUCCGCACCAUCAAAACACCAGACAUCCCUGAAGGCUUAGACAUCACGGUUAACAAUGUCGUUCUUGUGCCCAAGAACCCUGAACACUUUGUGGUGUGUAACAGGACUAACACAGUGGUCGUUAUGAAUAUCCACGGCCAGGUGCUGAGGAGCUUUAGCUCAGGCACGAGGGAGGGAGGAGACUUUGUAUGCAGCACCCUGUCUCCUCGUGGGGAGUGGAUUUACUGCGUGGGAGAGGACUACGUUCUCUACUCGUUCAGCACCAUCACUGGCAAGCUGGAGAGGUCUCUGAUGGUGCAUGAGAAAGAUGUGAUUGGCAUAACUCAUCAUCCUCACCAGAACCUUAUCGCCACCUACAGUGAGGACGGUCUACUGAAGCUCUGGAAACCUUGAAGCUUUUCUGUUCAGAGGUGUUUGCUCAGUGCACUAUAUAGUCUAUAUAUGUGUAGUGGUUCCAAGUCCUGAUCCUGGGGCACCCCUGUACAUACAGGUCUCUGCAGCUAAUGCGUCAGUGCUUAGUGUGACAUGAAAGUCUUCCAUUCAGUAACAAUGAAGGUCAAUUAUAUAUUUUACCAACAAACCCUCCUACACUAAAAGAAAGGAAGUUAAAGACGUGAUGAAAUUCACCACUUAGUUCCCAUUGAAGUGUGUUACUGAAAAGUAUAAAGUAAUUUGGAUAUGAUAGAACUGCGCUGUGACACUCGAUUACAGCUUGACAGUUUAAUCUAGGCUACAGAUUCCUUGAGGCUUCACACAACCUUGCUACUAAAGCAAAGGUCCUAAGCCAAGGACGGACAGCAAAGAGAUGAUGAGAUCUCGGCAUCAGAUGGAUUUGACUUUGGAAAGAUGUAAUCUAAGGUGUUCUCUUAGGAAAAACUGCAUGAGCAUAGUGACCUAUUCUUUGUGAAGGGAUCUCUAGUGUCGUCCAUAUAGGAACCUGCAUGCCAGUAGCCUUAUGACACUACACAUUUACUCUGUGUAUUGGUUUCUCUAGUCAACAGUGGUUUCGUUCAUAUAAAGUGAAGAAACAUAUAGUGUGCUUCUACCUGGAUUAUAUGAAAGAACUGGGGUUGUUCAACCAGUGAGGUCUCCAAUUGUAGCUCCCCAGUAAGGGUUCACAACAUAGAACCAAACAACCAAAUGAAUUAUGAAAAUGAUAAGAGAAUGAUCUUUUUUGUGCAGAGUUUACCACAAAGCCUAAGACUGGAGAGGUUACUAUGAAUUUUAUGUCGGCUAAUGAACAUUCUGAUGUGUCCAUGUAGUCAAAUCUAUUUCUAUUUUAGUAUAAUUCUGGUGUGAUGGCUUGGUGUGUUUUAACACUUGACCCAACACAUGCAUGCAACCUUGGUUAUGUGACAAUGGGAAUAUACUGUGUGUGUAAUUUGUUUUGGUGUUCAAAUAUCAUAGACACUGUCAAGGAUGUUCUCACUUAUGGACAGUGGGUUAAGGUGACUUUACUAUGUAAAUUCAAGUGAAAUAAAGCAUUGGUAAAUGCAGUGAUAUUGCUGUCCUGCUGUUAGUGAAAAUGGGUUUGUUUUCAAUUCAUUAUAAAGCACUUUUUUACAUUGUUUUAUUUGGAUUAUUGUCAUGGCUAUUGACAGAACAAGCAUAAAAACAUCUGAAGUACAAUGAAAUAAAAUUCCCUGCAUGUUAUGUGAAAAACUGCCAACACACCACUGAGCUGUCCAGUUGAUCUAGUCGUAACUGAACUCUAACCACAUUUUGAAACUACAGUGUAGUGUUUUGCAUUUUCGGUGCAACAUGUACAUGGUGGAAUUUUAAAUUGAGCUGCUUGAGGCCUGGUUCAUUCUCAGGUUGCCAUGGUUUCUCAGUUCGAUUCCUCUAUGGUUCAAUAAAGGCCUGCUAUUCCUACUCACUUUUCCCAUGCCAUUUGUUUUGUUUGCCUCAAAAAUAGCUGGGUAACUAGCCCUGGCUACUUGUGUGGUUACUAAAAUAUUCAGAUCUACAAAGUUAAAUACUGAGCUCCACAUAAUUUCACACCUGUUCAAAUGAGUCCAAGAGACCCUGGAAAAUGCAGGUAAAGGAGAGUUUAAUUCAUAAAUUAAAAGUACAACAUCUACAUUAUUGGGCCAAAUAAAACUGAUUCUAAUAUAGCACUUAGACAACAACCAUACUUUUCACAGAUUCAGAAAAGUACUUUUGCCCUUCAGCUCUCCAACACGAUGAAAAAAGCAAUUGUUUUCCUGAGACCCAGGGCAUAGUGAAGACCAAAAAAGCCAGCAUCCCACUGAGUCUGAAUGUGUGUCCUUUGCUGCAAAACACCGAGCUAGGACUGCCUUUACACAUAUUUAGUAAGGCCUCACAGGUGAAGAAUUUGUAAUCAAUAUUUGGAGACAAAACAAGACCUUAAAGACUUCAGAUAAAAAUUAAUGAAAAAAGAGCAUGUCAUUAUGAAAGGUAAAAUUAUUUUGUCUCAUUGUUGCAUAAAUUUGCUAUAUUGUGAUAAAAUUAAUCAUGUUUUAGAAGAUAGGAUUAUAUUCAUCAGUUAAACAUCAUAGAAAAAUUAUACUAAUAAAUAACUCAUUUUAUAAUUAUUGUGCAAAUGCAUCUACACAUGUAAAAAUAACUCAAUGUAUCCAAAAACUUUUCCAUUUCAGUUAACAGGUUAUAGUCAUAACGUAAAUGUAAUUUAGAGGUCAUAAUUCAAAAAUACUGACAACCAAGCAAAUACUGGGCACUUAACAGAACACAUAAAAUGCACACAAUUUUUCACUUAUACCAAAUGUACUCCAUCAGCCUGUUUCAUGUAUGACCUUUUUUUUUUUUUUUUAAACAAACAAACAAAAAAAAACACACUGGAGCUGAAAGGUUAAUCUAGCUAGCAAGUACUGCGAGCUACUAAAAUCUUUUCCAUAAAUACAUGCCCAAAUCUUCAGACAUUUGUCUUAAAC